Molecule: messenger RNA, 2160 nt
Organism: Ostreococcus tauri
Lineage: Eukaryota; Viridiplantae; Chlorophyta; Mamiellophyceae; Mamiellales; Bathycoccaceae
Product: Bacterial surface protein 26-residue repeat
Exons: 1
Coding region: 1-2160 (719 amino acids)
Source: RefSeq, a predicted model, not a curated record
AUGAACGAUGUAUCGCGCGUGAUCGGGGCCGGGGGCGACGCGGGCGCGACGUACGAAGGACGCGCACGACGCCGGGGUGGAUCACACGCGAUCGUCGCGAUCGUCGCGUGCGCGCUCGCGCUCGGCGCCGAACGCGCGAACGCCGCGGACGGCGUUUUUACGACUAAAAGUGAUCUCGAAACUGCUCUCGAUGCCUCCAGCAGUUCUUGCACCGGGAACUACACCGCGUGCACGCACGGGUCGACAAACGUCCCGAUCGCGGACUGGGACGUGAGCGCGGUGACCGACAUGGGGGGGCUGUUUAUGCAUGUCUAUAAAUUUGAUGAUUUCAACGCGAAUAUCUCCGCCUGGAACACCGCGAGCGUGAAAAACAUGACGGCGAUGUUCGCUGGCGCGUCCGCGUUCAACCAAGACAUCGGCGCGUGGAACACCGCGAGCGUGACAAACAUGACGGCGAUGUUCAGUGACGCGUCCGCGUUCAACCAAAGCAUCGGCGCGUGGAACACCGCGAGCGUGAAAAACAUGACGGGGAUGUUCACUGGCGCGUCCGCGUUCAACCAAGACAUCUCCGCGUGGAACACCGCGAGCGUGAAAAACAUGGCGGGGAUGUUCCUUGCUGCGUAUGCGUUCAACCAGGACAUCGGCGCGUGGAACACCGCGAGCGUGACAGACAUGGGAAUGAUGUUCACUGUCGCAGUCAUGUUCAACCAAAGCAUCGGCGCAUGGAACACCGCGAGCGUGACAAACAUGGAGGGGAUGUUCUACGGCGCAUUCACGUUCAACCAAGACAUCGGCGCGUGGAACACCUCGAGCGUGACAAACAUGGCGGGGAUGUUCUCUGGCGACGGCUUUAGCGCGUCUUGGCCUCAGUCCGCGUUCAACCAAGACAUCGGCGCGUGGAACACCGCGAGCGUGACAAACAUGGCGGGGAUGUUCUCUGGCGCGUCGGCGUUCAACCAAAGCAUCGGCGCGUGGAACACCGCGAGCGUGACAAACAUGGCGGGGAUGUUCACUGGCGCGUCGGCGUUCAACCAAAGCAUCGGCGCGUGGAACACCGCGAACGUGACGAGCAUGGAAGAUAUGUUCACUGGCGCGUCGGCGUUCAACCAAAACAUCUCUACCUGGAACACCGCGAGCAUGACAAACAUGUACGCGAUGUUCCGGGAUGCGGCGGCGUUCAACCAAGACAUCUCCGCCUGGAACACCGCGAAAGUGAGACGCAUGCACUCCGUGUUCCGAGAUACGGCGACGUUCAACCAAGACAUCUCCACCUGGAACACCACGAGCGUGACAACCAUGUAUGAGAUGUUCAAAGGAGCGGCGGCAUUCAACCAAGACAUCUCCGCCUGGAACACCGCGAGCGUGACGAGCAUGGAAGAUAUGUUCUCCAAUGCGACGGCGUUCAACCAAAACAUCUCUACCUGGAACACCGCGAGCGUGACGAGCAUGGAAGAUAUGUUCUCCAAUGCGACGGCGUUCAACCAAGACAUCUCUACCUGGAACACGGCGAGCGUGACGAGCAUGGGAGAGAUGUUCUCCAAUGCGACGGCGUUCAACCAAAACAUCUCUACCUGGAACACCGCGAGCAUGACAAACAUGUACGCGAUGUUCCGGGAUGCGGCGGCGUUCAACCAAGACAUCUCUACCUGGAACACCGCGAAAGUGAGAAGCAUGCACUCCGUGUUCCGAGAUACGGCGACGUUCAACCAAGACAUCUCCACCUGGAACACCACGAGCGUGACAACCAUGUAUGAGAUGUUCAAAGGAGCGGCGGCGUUCAACCAAGACAUCUCCGCCUGGAACACCGCGAGCGUGACGAGCAUGGAAGAGAUGUUCUCCAAUGCGACGGCGUUCAACCAAGACAUCACGGGUUGGAACUCAUCCAGCCUCUCGUCCUCUUCUGACAUGUUCAAUGGCGCGACAGCGUGGCUCGCUCGCUACGUGAAGUCUAACAGCAGCGAUACCUCGGUCGACGGCCCUGCGAACACCUGGCGCAUGAUACCGAGUCCGCCGCCGCCGAGUCCACCGCCGCCGCCGAGUCCACCGCCGCCACCGAGUCCACCGCCGCCGCCGAGCCCGCCGCCACCGAGCGGGACGAGCCGUCUCACGCGUACUUUCACAUCCGUCGCUCUCGUCGCGGGCUUUCUCAUGCUUCAUUAA